UGAAUUCAAGGUGAGUCGUCAGAAGAUAUUGACCUUGAUUGAGUACUUGGAGACAGAUCUCAUGAGCCCAGGACAACCUCACUAUCGAAAGAAAGGUGGAAUAGUUGGACUUGCUGUAUUGACGGUUGCAUUGAGCAAAAGGUUUGCUGCCCCUUUUCUUCAUAAAAUUCUGCCACCUAUACUUGAUAGUUUCAAAGAUAGUGAUGUUUCCGUUUGCGAGUACGCUUGUGAAACGAUUUGCGUUAUUGCAAUGGUUGUGAAAAGGGAAAUCUUUCCGUUCUUUGACCGGAUAUUCUAUGCAUUUUGUUUUCCCUUCAAGAACUCUGACAUAGAUCGAGGAUUUCUUCAUAGGAAAUUGACCAAAGUUACAGAGUACAUUGGAACUGUGGACGGUAGAUUCAGCAUGGAAGAAUUUGUACAAUUCCUGAAGGAAAGGAUAAGGAAAAUGUUUUGUAGCGCCCGGAUAUUCUUGUUGAGAUGGAUUGAAAAUAAGGCUCCUCAUCAUGUGGAUUCAGAAUGGUUCCUUGAGUUAUAUGUUGAAGGUUUGUUCCAAAUGUUAACGGACUUACCUGAUGACAAUGGAGGUGUUUGUGACACCCUUGAUAAAAUUCUGCAGUGCAUAAAGGAAGGCCAGUAUAGGAAGGAGAAUGCAGAUUUUGGUCACUUCGCAGAACCUUUGCUGUACUCUGCAUGCUCAGAGGAUCCAGUGGCCCAGUUGACAGCAUUGACCUGGAUAAAUGAAUUUAGAAAACUUGGUGUAGACCGGCUUGCCCCUUACUAUUCUCGUAUUUUGUGUGUCAUACUACCCUGGUUUUCUGUUCCAGAGGUCAAUGUAUGCAAGAUUGCUCAUGAAAUUAGUGACGGCAUUCGUAAAGUAUAUGCUGGUCCAGUCGAGAGAUCAGAAAUAGAUGCUGUCCUAACUAUUUUAAAAGUGACAUUAAGUAGCGGAUGGAAAGAAUGUCAAAUUGAGGCAUUGAUUUGGAUCACAAAACUUCUGGAAUGGCAUAGGGAUGAAAUAAUGCCUUACCUCAAUGAAAACUUUGAUUUGCUUAUCGCGGCACUGUCACAACCUUCUGAUGAGGUGGUUCUACUUGCACUAGAAGUGCAUGCUUGCUUAGCAACAGAUGACACACAAUUCAAUCAUCUUUUUGCUUCUCUAGUACAGGAUCAAACUUUAUGGGUAACUCUAAGCCGGGGUUCCUUGAUAGUGCAUCGACUGUGUGCUCUCCUGAAUGCAGAGAAGGUUUACCAAAAGUUUUCUUCACUACUGGAGGGAGUAGAUGACCUGGAAUUUGCAUUCCAGUUGGUGCAGACACUAAAUUAUGUUUUAGUCACCGCAUCUGAGUUGGCUGACAUGCGUGCUCUCCUAAAACAAACAUCGGAAAAUGAUGCCAGUAAAGACUUGUUUGUUUCACUGCAUUCUUCUUGGUGUCAUUCCCCAAGUGCAACAAUAAGUCUCUGCCUUUUCGCUCAAGAAUAUCGUCAUGCUUAUUGUGUAAUCCAGUCAUUGUUCGAAGAUGACAUUCUUAUGGUCCCUUUGAUUGAGCUGGCAGAUUUGGUCUAUCAGCUGCAGUUUCCAUGCUUUGAUCACAUUAAGCUGCAGCUUCGUGAGGCUGGAAAGUCUGUGUGGCUCAGGAAGUUGUUAUACCGUAUCCUGAUGUUGCUGCCACCGAGAACUACAGUCUUCACUAUGUUGUGGAAAACAAUGCGAAGGUUGCCAGCACAUAGUUUUGUCUGUGAUCGGGUUGAGUGCUUACCUUAUAGAGAUUACCACCAAUGCCCGGAGACAUCCCAAGUGGCCGAACCAGGCCACGAAAUCGGAGAUACAGAGAAUACACAAGACGGCAUCAACUUUGCUUCUCUGCUUGAACAAUACAAGAACACACAGCGCAAACAUUUCAAUCAUGCCAAAACGAAAACACAGCUUCAGUUGCACAGAUCUGCAGCUUCCUCAUCAUGAAUGGCUUAAGCUCUUAGCUUGGUCGUGCUUCUGAAAGUUGUUGUGUUGAGCACCGUCAGUGGUCUUAAGCUGCUUGCAUUGUUAAGUUGGUUUUUGCAGUAUAGUCUUGUAUUA
Messenger RNA from Dioscorea cayenensis subsp. rotundata (Guinea yam), 2074 nucleotides. Its product is annotated as protein VAC14 homolog. The transcript is spliced from 19 exons. Gene Ontology annotation, biological process: phosphatidylinositol biosynthetic process; positive regulation of kinase activity. NCBI's taxonomy places the organism in Eukaryota, Viridiplantae, Streptophyta, Magnoliopsida, Dioscoreales, Dioscoreaceae. The coding region runs from base 62 to 1960 and encodes 632 amino acids. The record is from RefSeq and is a predicted model, not a curated record. Gene Ontology annotation, cellular component: PAS complex; endosome membrane.